This is a messenger RNA of Gryllus bimaculatus (two-spotted cricket), 8067 nucleotides long. NCBI's taxonomy places the organism in Eukaryota, Metazoa, Arthropoda, Insecta, Orthoptera, Gryllidae. The record is from the annotation of a GenBank genome assembly.
GAUUAAUCGUGAAAUCACCCGACUACUCGACUUUUUGGUCGACUGUUUGGUCUACCAUAGUCGACUCUGGUCCGCUUUGGUCUAUCUGUCUGGUCAAAUUGUGUUUUUCAGUCUAUCUGUGGUGUACUCUGCUGGUUCUCUGGGGUGCUCUGGGGUACUCUUAGACUAAUGUGACAUGUUGGUUGACAUGUACUUGCAAUGGACUGAGGUGUUGGUGUACAUAAAAUUCAAAAGCAUUCCUUUGUUAACAGAACUUGCCAAUUAUUUUGGCAUCUCCGAAUGAAUUUUGCUAAUUCAUUGCUUGUUUGCAUUUUGUGAUUUUAAUGACUGACACUUGGUCCUGGGCGAUCCUGUGUUCCUUUCCUGAGCCCGGCAUGUGCGAGUUUCAUUGUAAUUUAUUAUUCGUCUCAAUGAAAUUUGUGUUGUAUCCAAACGCAAACAACAUUGAGUAAUUAUUAUUCAUUUUUAAUUACGUUUUCAUAUAUUUUUUAUUCACUAUGUUGACAAACGAUGUUUUCUUCCUUGAUGAUGACAUUUGCGAGUUCGAAGAGACAAUCGUUGAAACGUCAGAAAAUUAUGUUAAACGUAGUAAAAAGAAGAAGAAGAAUUCAAAAAUAGAUGAAACACUUCAGAAUUUCUUAGAUGAUUGUGAUCUGUAUAUUUCUGUGAAAACUGAUUACUCGGAUAUUGUGGGAACAGUUUUCAACAUUGGGGGCAUACGACUUAAAAUUUCUGGAAUUAAUGAAGACUUAAUGGCCCUUAAAGAAUUUUGGUUGUAUGUUAGUAAUAUACCAAAUCGUAGCUUUAUUUAUCUUGAAGUAGGGAGUGAAGUUAAAUAUUGUGGUGUGGAUGGUAACUUAGACACAGAAUUGUUUACAGUGCCAGAAGAUAUCAGUCAUACUUCCUUAGUUGAUUUGGAAGCUUUGUAUUCUUCAGUAAAAAGGCAGCUUGAAAAUAUCAGCGUUGGAAAUGUUCAGCAUCAAGAUUUAGUUCCAAAAUUACGUCCUUAUCAGGAACGAGCUGUAUCGUGGAUGCUUCAGAAAGAAACUCUAAAUUACACAAUGGACAUUGCAUCUCACUUCUUUACAAAAAUUGUUGUGGGAGAUAAUCAGGCAUUUUUUUAUAACAAAUAUGAGGGAUAUCUUGUUCUGCAAGAACCACACUCAGAAUUAUUGCCUAAAGGAGGUAUUUUGGCUGAUGAAAUGGGCCUCGGCAAAACUGUUGAAGUUCUUGCCCUAAUUCUCCUAAACCCUUCCAGUGAACAGAGAACUACAGACUCGCAGAUAUUGGAUAAGUGUGCAAAAAUAUUCGAACCAAAAUCUUGUAAAGCGCAGGACAGUGCUAGUAGUGAUGAAAAUUAUAGUGAAGAAGAGUGGGAAGAUUUUGAAAUGUUUCAGAAGAAUAAAGACUUAAAUUCGAGUUCCUCAUCUCAGAGAAGAACACAAUUAAAAAGAAGAUGUACUGCAGUGAGAGCAGAAACACAUUCAACGAAACGAAGCUCAAAAGGGGAAACCUUUCAGGCUCUUGAACAAUGGUACAAUAAAAUACUAUCUCAAACAAGCGUUAGAGCACGAAGUUCAUGCAUGUUUCUUGAACAAGACAAGACCCCAGGUUUAAAGUGUGUUUGUGGAGAAGAAAGAAAGAAAUUAACAAGGAUACAAUGUUGUACAUGCUUUGAUUGGCAACAUGUUCAGUGCAUGGGCAACCCCAACACCAAAGGUUAUAAUUGUCCACAAUGUUGGCAAAAAAUGGAACCUAUUAACUCAAGAACAACUUUGAUUGUGUCUCCAACUUCAAUAAGCAAUCAGUGGCUUCUUGAAAUAGAGAAGCAUAUUAGUGACAAGAGUUUCAAAACAUUAGUGUACAGAGGUGUGCAGAAAGAUGGAUUUUUACAACCUCAUUUCAUUGCUGAUUAUCAUUUGGUUCUGACUACUUAUGAAAUUCUAAGAAAAGAACUUGUACAUGCAGAUGUCAAUUCAACAGAUCAGGGUCGGAGCCUUCGUUAUUCCAAACGCUUCUUUGCUGUGCCAUCUCCACUUGUGAACAUUAAAUGGUGGAGAGUUUGUUUAGAUGAAGCACAAAUGGUGGAGCAUUCUACUAGUAAAACUGCAGAAAUGGCAAAUCGCCUUGAUGCAAUUCAUCGCUGGGCUAUUAGUGGAACACCUGUACAAAAGACAGUACAAGAUUUGUUUGGUUUAAUUCAGUUUCUUGGAGUUGAGCCAUAUUGUUCUCAACGCUAUUGGACUCGUUGUUUAUACAUUCCGUACUGUCAAGGGAAUACAGAACCUUUACAUAAACUUCUUGACCUCAUUAUGUGGCGCACAAUGAAGAAAGAUGUUUUACAUGAGAUAAACAUUCCUGAACAAACUCAUCAAUUCCAUUGGUUAAAUUUUACACCUGUUGAAGAACAUUUUUAUCGUCUUCAGCAUACAUUGUGCACUAAUGACUUUAUUUUAAUGUGUUCAAAAUUUGGAGAAAUAAAUUUAUUGAAACCAUUAUUAAGACUUCGCCAAGCAUGCUCUCAUCAUCAUGUUGUGAGAGGAUUUCUUGUGGGACAGAAAGCUACAAUGACAAUGGAAGAACUCUUAGAGUCCCUUUUGAAGAAGACAAAGUUGGAAGCAGAAGAAUGUUUUCGACGUACUAUUGCUGCAAUGAAUGGUUUAGCUGGUAUUCAUAUAAUCAAAGAAAUGUGGACUGAAGCCAUAGAACACUACAGAGAAGUUCUAAGGAUUUCUGAGGAGUACAAAGACUCACUUAAAAUGGACACUCUUCAGCGAAUUCAUACUUUACACAAUCUAGCUGAAGUACUGUGUGUUCAUUCGGAGAACAUACCUCCUACCUUGAGAGAUCAUAAGUUGCAGCAAGAAGCCACUGAGUUAGAAGAGAAGUUUAUGAACAAACAAGAUGAGAAGGUGGCAACUGCCCAGGAAGCUUUGUCAUCUCUUACUAGUCAUGUUCAUGAACUUCUAUCAUCAUUCUCUGUUGGGAGAGAUGAGUGGUGGUCUGAAUCAAUCAUGUGGCUUAUGACACAUGAUGAGAAAGGUGAAUUUUUGACUAGAGUACAUUUUGAACUGCUUGAAAAUCAAAAGCCAGGUCAAAAUAGCAUUAUAAACAGAGUGAAAACCCUAGCUAGUGUUGAACAUCAGUUGACAUUGUGGAGUGAUGAGUUAUUUCAAAAUAGAGAAGAAGCUCUGAAGAAAUUGCAGCUUCUUAAAGAAGCUAGCCAAUUGGAUAUGGCUAAUGAAGCUGUAGAGUGUCAUUUACGAACUAAUAAUCUUAAUAGUACUAGGAAAAAAAAAUGCCGACUUUGUAAAAUUGAAUUAUUUUUAAAACAGUAUGAAUCACUUUUAUUUGCUGUGAGCAAUAAGCAAACCCAGCAUAGUUUUGUUGGCGAAGUGAUGAUAAUGAAUCACUUGAACCAAGGAACAUGGAAACCUUCAGAACACGAAAGAAUUUUGAGAGUGUUACUUACUUUUGUAAGAAAUAAAAGAGCGUCAGUGGAACUACUGGAAGAUGGAAACCAAUUUCUGAAGGUGCUAGAAGCUCUGAAAAAAGAAUUUAAGCAAUUACGAUUCACAUGGACUCAAAUGAGAGACAGAGUAUCUGUACAAGAUGAACUCCAUAUGGCAAAGUUAAGGCUCAGGAUAAGAUUUGAAGAUGAACGAGUUCCACAGAGAAGUCAAAAGCACAAUCCUUUACAUCAGCUGAGUUCUCUUUUAACCAAUAAAAUGGAAACCAUUCAUGUAAUAGAAUCCCACGAGGUGGAAGCACAUGCUGCGAGAUUUCAGAGUGAUAGGCUUCAAUCAGAAGCAGAGUUACGACGUAAAAUAGGCCAGUUACAAUAUCUAAAAAAUCUAGAGAAGAAUCAGGGUUGCAAAACAAACCCUGAUCCAUGCCCCAUAUGCAGGAUAGAGCUUGGAGAAAAGUGGAGUGUGCUGCAGUGUGGCCAUUGCUUUUGUGUGGAAUGUAUUCAGCAACUAAUGCAAUCAAGUGUUCAUCGAACAAUCAAUGUCAAGUGCCCUGUGUGUCGUGAUGUAACACUCUCAUGUGAUAUCUCUUUUGUGGACAUUGGAGCUAAAUCUCAGGAUGAAGACAAAUGGCCUGAUACUUCAGUUUUUGGCUCAUUUUCUACAAAAAUAGAAGCUGUUGUAAGAUGUUUGUUAUCUAUACGUAAAAAGCAACCUGAUGUAAAAGCACUAGUUUUCUCUACGUGGGAGAAAGUAUUAGAUGUUCUAGAAAAGGCUCUGGGAAUGAAUGAAAUUUCAUUUUGUCGCCUUCAGUCUGGUCCAAAAUAUAAAGCUAGUUUGCAAUUAUUCAAGGAAGAAGCCCAACAUGUUACAGCAUUGCUGAUACCUGUGAGUUUGGGUGCCAAAGGCCUUAAUUUAAUCGAAGCAACACAUGUUCUUUUGGUAGAUCCAAUGUUAAAUCUGGCUGAUGAAUUGCAGGCUAUUGGUAGAGUUCAUCGGAUUGGUCAAACAAAGAAAACUACUGUCCAUCACUUUUUUAUUCGUGGAACUAUUGAAGAACGAAUCUAUGAAGCCACCCGAACAAGUGGUGAGAAGUGGAGUGAUAAUAGCAUUACUGUGCAGCAACUUAAAGCACUCUUUAACAGUCAGAGUGAAAUUUGUCCUGAUACUAGCUCUAGUAAUGACACUCAAGAUGUGAUAAGUGACUCUUAAAACAUUACACUCAUUAUUAGGAACACCUUCUUCUAAUACUUUCAGAUUUAAUUUUAUAGAUGAAAUUGUAACACGGAAGAAGUUUUGUAUUGCCUAUGAGAGAUUAAGUUACCAUAAACAUCAAUUUUAAAGGGAAUAGCAGUAAUAAUAUAUUCGCAUUAUCAUAAAUUAUUAAUGCUUUUAUUUUUCUGACUAUUCCAGUUUUUAUUGAACUUGGAGAAAUUUUUGUCAUGCCAGGAUAUAAUUAUAUAAAUGAUUAACAAUGCUAGGGAAAUUGGUCUUGUUUUAAAAUUUGACAAUUUUCAUAACUUGGCGUAAAAAAUCACCAGUACUGCUUGACUUUCUUUUACAACAAAAAAAUUUUUAGGACAUAAAACACUAAUUUGGAAAGUAUGACACAAGGAAUGCCACUGAAUAUUUUUUUCUCUGAGAUUUGUUGGUUGUUUGUAAGUUAUUACUUAAUGAGUAUGAUCAUAGCUACAAACAGAAGGAAUUGUAGAUUUUCUUAAAAUGAAUUCAGAGUAGUAACAAAAAUUAUUCUCCUUUAUAUAAAUUCUUAGUUCCCAAUAAUCUUGGCAUAAUUAAGCUUUAGUACCUAUUAAUUUUGUAAUAGGUUAGGUUUGUUUCUGUAUUUAAAUCUCUUGUUUGUUAAGUCUUCUCUCUCUAGUCCAAAUAAUUAACUCAUGAAAUUUAAAAAUUAGUUUCUGCUGAGAAUAAUUGUACAUACAAAUAUUUUUUCCAAUUCAAAUUAAUUGACAAUUAAGGUGAUAAUUUAGUUUUAAUUUCUCGUAUCUUCAAAAAAAGAUUAAUUGGUGUUUCAGACUGAAGAGAUUGUUAAGGGUUACAUCCUCUUUAUACCUUGCUACAAGUUUUUGGAUGUGUAAUGACACUUCAAUAGGUAGUGUUUUUUGAACUUAAAUGUUCUUCCAUUGUACAUUGUGUUAACAAGAGGGUUGCAUAUAAAGAAAGGUAUUUCUUAAAAUAAGAAAAUGAUGACUGGGUACCAAAACAAAUACCUUCUUAAAUAUGAGUUGUUGUUCACCAAAUUAUAGAUGCAAAUGCUGCAUUCAGCAAGAUCUAUGUCUAGGAUCAUGGGCUUUCUUGUGAAAAAUUGGUUACGAGAUCCUUCCAAAACAAGUUUGGUUCAUAGAAGUUUUGUGUAAAUAUAGUAUGAGUUUAGUAAUAAUAGCUUAAACAUGAUAAUGAAUAUUAAUUUCAGAUGCAACUAUUCCUCAUAUUUUGUCCUAAAUACACACUCCUCCAGAAUUUAUUCCUAAGGUCAUCUAUAGAAUGAGUGAUUGAAUGAAAAAUACAGACUAUAUAUAUGCUUUACAGGAAUUGGUCAUUGCAUUGCACGACAGAAAAAGGAUGACAUUUGCUUGUGUUUCAGAAGGUAUUUGUUUUACAAGUCAAGUUUUCUCAAUCCUGUGCAUCCACAAUUUUAGAGUAUAAAUGUGUGAUCAAGUAGAUAAUUAUUAAUUAUGUAAGUAUAGCAUUGAGGCUGUAUUAGAUAUUAUUGUAAAUUGGAUAAAAAUGGAAUGACUUAAACUUUCUAUUUCACUUAAAUUAUAUUAUAGUAGCAUAGUUUAUUUUCAUUUAUGCAUCUAUUUAGAUGCUCUUGAAGUGCUAUUAAUAUACAAAUUCUCAAUUUUUGUGUUAAUGUUUUAUUUUUUUGGUUUUUUUGCUUAUCUAUUAUACAUAAAUUACAGAUAUCAUUACACAGUAAUUUGAAUAAUUUUUAGGUAAUUGUAUCUGUGAGUGUGUGCAUACUUGACAUUUAGUUUUAAAAUAUCCUUUGUAAGAAAGUAGCAAGAUCUGUAAGAUAUGGGUGGUCAGGUUUCUCCUAUAUAUUUAUAAUUUGGUCUGUUACACAGUGUGCAUUAUUAUAGAACCUUGAAAUUAUGUUAAGAAUAUAAGACUGUUUCUUGUAAAAGAUCAAUAUUGUGCCGUAAAGUAGUAAAUUUUAAACAUGCAAAUCGGAAUGUGCUGAAUUUUCAAGUGAGUGAAAGAAAUGAGUUGUGUUAUAUUUAUAUCCUUUUAACCCCAAUUGCGUAUGUGUGUAUGAGAGGAAACAAGACUCAGUAGGCAUAGAUUUUUGUUUGUAAAUCUUAAAGUAAUUGAAUUCAUGAAUUUUGUCUCAUCCCAUUAUUACAUUUUCUUGGAAGGAUAUGUUAAAAUAGUAAAUCACUAUUCAGUGUCAGUUCUUUGCAAGUUGUUUCAAAGAAAGGGUUUUUGAAUUUUUGGGGAAUUUUAUUGUUCAAUAAGUGUUCAAAAAAAUAAACGUCACUACCCAGCAACACUGCCAAACAUAACUGCAAUAUUCACUUGUAAGAAAAGUAUUGCCUGAAAAGAGGAAAGUCUUUAAAUCACUUUUAACAUAUUUUCAUGAAUUCAAAUGUUGACUUGCUUAACUCAGUUUUUAUUCCUCGUAUGUAACACAGCAUCAAUGUUAUUUUUUUAAAUUCAGUAUUAAAUAGUAUUAAGAAGAUGUAAUUUCUAUACUUUAAUUUCUGUGAUCUUUAUCUUAGAAGAAAUCAAAUUGUGUGGAGAAUUUGAACUGCUAUAUGGUGUUCAUUUUGUUACUCACUGAGUGGUUGUGUUUUCUUUAUGAUUGUGUGAGUAAUAUGCAAAAUAGCUACUAAAACUUUAGGUUAAAACUCUAAACUAAGUUUGAGAUAGAAGCAAGAAUGUUAAUAGUAAUAAUAUGUGCACAAUUUGUUUUGCAAUCUUUUUUUAUAUACAUAUACCAAGGCAUUGUUAUUGGUAUUUUGUCACCAAAACUCUUUUUAUAUUCAUGUAGAGCAGUCAGUUAUUGAGGGGAAAUUGUAUUUCAUAGUUUUGUAUUGUAAAAAUCAUGAAAUAUGUAAAGUUUAAUGUUAUACUAUUACUAUCCUUCCAAUAUCAUUGGAUAAGAUAGAAAAAAUAAAAUAAAAAUGAAAACUCUAAAAUUAUUUCUUCAAAAUCAUUCAAUCUUUUACCAUUUUGAGAUAAUUUGUCUUCUCUCUAAAUUGGUAUCUUGAUCUCAUUUACAACUAGAAUGAUUUUAUGAAAUCAAAAUAAGAGAAAAUUAUCCAUAUUCAAAACUGGUGUAACAGGAAUGAUAACUAUUGAGAAGAGAAAAAGACAAGUACUGUGUGGGGCUAGAGUAGUAACGAGUUGCCAGCUCUGCAGCACUAAUGACAAGAUUUGGCAACUAUGAUGAAUAAAUUGUGGGGAAGAGGAAGCGAGGAGACUACAUAGAGCUCCAUAUUCAAUCCUCUUGGGACAGUAAAGAUGAAGCAGUUAAAUGAUGAAAGAGAGAAUGCUUAUAGAUUACAAUAACUUAACAUCUGUGAUGUAAUAUUCCAGAGAUUUUUUCGUGAUAUUAAAUUAGUGUUCUUUUCAAAAA